This is a messenger RNA of Oryza brachyantha (malo sina), 1347 nucleotides long. RefSeq names its product serine/threonine-protein phosphatase 4 regulatory subunit 2. The record is from RefSeq and is a predicted model, not a curated record. Bases 134 to 1006 code for a protein of 290 amino acids. The transcript is spliced from 8 exons. Gene Ontology annotation, molecular function: protein phosphatase regulator activity. NCBI's taxonomy places the organism in Eukaryota, Viridiplantae, Streptophyta, Magnoliopsida, Poales, Poaceae. Gene Ontology annotation, biological process: protein dephosphorylation. Gene Ontology annotation, cellular component: protein phosphatase 4 complex; cytoplasm; nucleus.
CUCUCUCUCCUCUCACUCUCGUCAGUGUUGUUCCCUCGUUCCCCGACGCCGCGCGCCUUCACCGCCGUCCUCCGCCGCCGCCAAGCGGCCCGGCGACAAGGCCCCAGGUACUCGAAGGAGUAUAUAUAUAUCAAUGGAGGGGCCGGCGGUGGAGAAUCCGGCGGCGCCCGUUGUGGCGCCGGAGCGCGCUGUCGAGGACGCGGCCGGGGAGGAUUCGGUGGUGCCCGCGGUGGCGCCCGAAGCUGGGUCUGUCGACGCGGAUCAGCAUAUCGAGGAUGCAGCCCCCGAGGACGGGAAGCAUGAGUCUACAGAGCUCAAUGUUGAUGUCACUCCUGAGGAAAUGAGAUCAGUCAUUGAAGUAAUAGCUGACACGGGAAAGUUCUGGCAUGACUGGAGCUUUCUCAAGAGAUUGUUGUCUCUCCAAUUGAAGCAGGUCUUGGCUGAAUAUUCUGAGGGUCAAAUGGUGAACCAAGAGGAUGGGCAACAACAGAACUCUUUCUCUGGGGCAACAUACUCUGAGCUUGUCAACCAGCUCAAUGAUGCACUGUUGAGGUUUGAAGAAGGUCCUCCAUUUACAUUGCAAAGGCUUUGUGAGAUUUUGUUGGAUCCAAAAGGAACAUAUACAAAAUUGUCAAAGCUUGCUUUGGCCUUGGAGAAGAAUCUCCUGGUCACAUCCACAAUAACCAAGUGCACUGACCCAUACCCAACUGCUGACGUGUCAAAUUUAGAAGGUACAGCAACUACAGAGAACACCAGCGCUGUUGAUGUAGAACCUGAAAGGCUGCUCGAACAUCCUGCAGCAGUGCCAAAUGGAAAUGUAGGAGGUGAUGGUGAUGCAGAGAUGGCUGAUGCAGAGGCUGAGGAGCCAUCGAGUAGCUAUGAUGUUGAGAUGCAGGAGGACAAGCCCGAUCAGAUUUCAAAUGUUAAGCCUGAUGCUAGCUCAGAUGCUGCAGUUACUGUAGAAACAGUUGAUGCCAAUGAAAAAUCAUCUGACCCACAAACAUAAGCUAACAACAGAGACCAGAAGCCCUAGUUCAUGUCUAAUUUGCAAUCCAGCUAAAGUUCACUACCACCACUUUGGAUGGCAGAUUGUGGGCUAUGUGAUGUUCACGUUUUUGUGGGCCAUGAUAAACAUGGAGUAGGUGUACGACCAUUUUGGAUCCUCCAGAAAAAUGUAUUUUGACUCGAAAUGAAUGUGAUAAAUUUUCACUAGAUGUCGUCUGUGAGCAGCUCGAUACUUCCAGUUGUCAAAUGCUGUCUCCAAUGUUAGUCAUUGGCUGCUGGUUUUGCAGCUUGUAUCGGUGAAUUCAUGCGUCACAAGAAUGUGAGCUUCCUCGCUAUUUUCUC